AUGUUUGGCAGAGUUCGGCAGGGCUUAGUAGACGCGGGACGCUUGUCUACUCUCAGAAGGAUGGGGUCGUCGGUUGCUGGUUCACGCAGCGGGGGCACCGGCGUGAUGUUCAUGAACAUGGGAGGCCCGUCGACUGUGGCGGAGACUCACGACUUCCUGUACCGGCUGUUCUCGGACAACGAUCUGAUCCCGAUCAGCGCGAAGUACCAGCCUCUGAUUGCCAAGUUUGUUGCGCGGAUGCGGACUCCCAAGAUCGCGAAGCAGUACGAGGAGAUUGGCGGGGGCUCGCCGAUCCGCAAGUGGUCAGAGUAUCAGGCGACGCGCGUGUGUGAGCUGCUGGACGAGCGUUGUCCGGAGAGCGCGCCGCACCGGCCGUACGUGGCGUUCCGCUACGCGCGUCCACUGACGGACGAGACCUACCAGCAGAUGCUGAAGGACGGUGUGCAGCGGGCGGUGGCCUUUUCGCAGUACCCGCAGUUUUCCUAUGCGACGACGGGUUCGAGUCUAAACGAAUUAUGGCGUCAGGUGAAGGAGCUGGACCCCGAGCGCAAGAUUGAGUGGUCCGUCAUCGACCGGUGGCCUACACAACCGGGGUUGGUGCAAGCGUUUGCAGACAACAUCAACAAGACCCUGCAAGAGUUCCCGGAGGAGAUCAGAAAGGACGUCGUCAUUCUUUUCUCCGCGCAUUCACUGCCAAUGGACAUUGUGAACACGGGUGAUGCGUAUCCGGCGGAGGUCGGCGCGACUGCGUACGAAAUUAUGCGGAAGCUGAAGUUCAGCAACCCGUAUAGGCUCGUCUGGCAGUCUCAAGUGGGGCCUAAGCCAUGGUUGGGUGCGCAAACUGCACAGAUCACGGAGUUCCUCAGCGACAAAGUUCCUGGUUUGGUACUGGUGCCAGUCGCCUUCACUUCAGACCACAUUGAAACGCUACAUGAAGUGGAUCUGGGAAUAAUUGGCGAGUCCGAGCACAAGGACAAAAUCAAAAGAUGCGAGUCUCUAAACGGGAAUGAGACGUUCAUUCGGGGGUUGGCCGACCUGGUCGAAUCCCACUUAAAAAGCGGCGAAUCAUACUCGAAACAGCUCCCACUGGACUUCAAACUGGGCAAAUCGAGCGACCCACUCGGCCAUCCCUCGCAGCUCUUCAAGAGCAAACUUUAA
Eremothecium gossypii ATCC 10895 is the source of this 1158-nucleotide messenger RNA. RefSeq names its product ferrochelatase HEM15 (gene HEM15). The record is from RefSeq and is marked provisional. Gene Ontology annotation, molecular function: protoporphyrin ferrochelatase activity. Lineage: Eukaryota; Fungi; Ascomycota; Saccharomycetes; Saccharomycetales; Saccharomycetaceae. Gene Ontology annotation, biological process: heme biosynthetic process. The coding region runs from base 1 to 1158 and encodes 385 amino acids. The transcript has a single exon.